This is a messenger RNA of Penicillium digitatum Pd1, 324 nucleotides long. NCBI's taxonomy places the organism in Eukaryota, Fungi, Ascomycota, Eurotiomycetes, Eurotiales, Aspergillaceae. The record is from RefSeq and is a predicted model, not a curated record.
AUGCUAAAUGCUGAACAGCAACACGCGGAGCGUGUUGAGCUGCUAAAGCAGACCUACGAAAAGGAGAUAAUGGCAGCCAAGGCCGAUUACGAGGGGAAAGGGGGGGGGGGGGGAGGGCGUGAGGUAGCCGAGAAAGUAGCCAAGGCUACUACCCAAACGUCUUUGAGGGAUAAGCUGGCUACCAAGGAAACGCAGCUGGGCGAGCUGCGAGCCUCCAACGCUCAGAUUGCCAGUGACCUACUGGUCAAGGAAGAGGAGACAACAAAGCUCAGCAAUGAGCUACGGGAGGAAACAGCCGAGCCCAUCAAGCUUGGGCCACAGUGA